UUUUAAUAGGUAUGGGGCAAACGAGUUUUAGAAGAAAUAUGUCUUUCUGGAUUCCUGUUAAAAAGAACAAGGUAGACGUAGCUAAGCCUAAAGUGAAGAACAUCACAUCAUUCCAGGAUGCUCUGAGAAUUACCGUCAUCAUAGGACAGGUCUUCUCCUUACUCCCUUUCGUCGGAGUAUUUACCAAUGUGGCUAGUAAUGUCAAGUUUGUGAAAACAUCAUGGAAGUGUGUAUACUCGUUACUGUCGCUCAUUGGCCAGAUGUUCAUGGCAGUGCUGUGUAUCAAUAAGCUGGCAAAGACUACUGUUUCUCUCAAUGGCACAUCACCAGUAAUAUUCUACGUAACAACCUGCGUGACGAUGAUGCUGUUCUUCCAAGUGGCUCGGCGCUGGCCUGCGCUGGUGCAGCACAUAUCUAAGGCCGAGGAUAUGGAUCCCAACUUCGAUUGCAGCCUCACUAGAAAGUGCAAUAUUACCUGCGCUGUCGUCCUCAUACUGGCUUUAUGUGAACACAUACUAUCGUUAUUAUCAGCUUUUGCGGGAGCCUCGGCUUGCUAUUCAGGAAUGGAUACUUACGAAGGUUUCGUCACCCACUUCUAUCCUUGGGUGUUCAGCUAUCUACCUUAUUCCAUCGUAUUGGGUGUUAUAACUCAGUUCCUCCACUUCCAGUCGACGUUCAUAUGGAACUUCUCGGAUCUGUUUGUGAUCUGCAUGAGCUACUAUCUGACGUCACGGCUGGAGCAGGUCAACAGGAAGCUGCUGGCGGCUCAGGGCAAGUAUCUACCAGAGAUAUUCUGGAGAGCUACCCGUGAGGACUACUGCAGAGCCACACAGAUAGUACGGAAAGUAGACGAAGUCAUCAGUGGAGUGGUCUUCAUAUCCUUCGCUAAUAACCUCUUCUUCAUCUGUCUGCAACUCUUCAAUACUUUAGAAGACGGCUUAAAGGGCACAGGAGAAUGCACUCCGAAGUUGAAAAAGAUCGUAGUAUCAAAAAGCGGUCCACUAGGGGGCCACGAAGCCGCAGCAUACUUCCUCUUCUCCCUGGUUUACUUGCUGUCCCGGUCUGUAGCUGUGUCCCUCAUAGCUUCUCAAGUGAACAGUGCCUCAUCAGUGCCAGCGCCUGUGCUGUAUGAUGUUCCUUCACCUGUGUAUUGUGUUGAGGUGCAGAGGUUUUUGGACCAGGUCAACGGGGAUAAAGUGGCGUUAAGUGGCCUACAGUUUUUCUCAGUAACCCGAGGAUUACUUUUAACUGUGGCGGGCACCAUAGUGACAUAUGAGCUAGUGAUGUUCCAGUUCAACUCAUCGACACCCACUCUCAAUAUAACUUCACCCACUGUCGUUACUCACACUAUUACAACACUAGCUACUUGAA
Messenger RNA from Helicoverpa armigera (cotton bollworm), 1371 nucleotides. Its product is annotated as gustatory receptor 5a for trehalose. Gene Ontology annotation, molecular function: taste receptor activity. Gene Ontology annotation, biological process: detection of chemical stimulus involved in sensory perception of taste; sensory perception of chemical stimulus. The transcript has 11 exons. The record is from RefSeq and is a predicted model, not a curated record. Bases 12 to 1370 code for a protein of 452 amino acids. Lineage: Eukaryota; Metazoa; Arthropoda; Insecta; Lepidoptera; Noctuidae. Gene Ontology annotation, cellular component: membrane.